Cotesia congregata is the source of this 1314-nucleotide messenger RNA. Lineage: Eukaryota; Metazoa; Arthropoda; Insecta; Hymenoptera; Braconidae. The record is from the annotation of a GenBank genome assembly.
AUGUCUGAUGGAAUACUUUUGAGUAGUAUAGACUUUGAAGAUGGGACUAACGACAAGCUACCGUCUACUGCAAUAGAUGAAAAUAAUAGAAAAAUAAUUAAAGAUAUUUCUAAAAAUGAAGAAAAAAUAUUGGAUGAUUCUGAUUUGAUUGCAGUUGAUAAUUGGAGAAAUAAAGGUCGACAAUCUCGUUAUGAUUACCACAAUUCUUUGAAUAGCAGUGACGAAGAGAAUGACAAAUCAGCUGUAAAAGUAUUUGAAAAAAAAAUCAUUGCGUCACCUAAAAAAUUAGCAGUUUACAAUAGCAGUGACGAAGAGAGUGACUUAUCAGCUGUAUUUGAAAAAAAAAUUACAGCAUCACCUAAAAAAUUAACAGUGAUAAAUAGCAGUAACGAAGAGAAUGACAUAUCAGCUGUAAAAACACCUGAUAUCUUAGACCAAACAAUAACCCCGGAAAACACUAAUAAGACUAGUACAUUUGACACUAAAAAGAAAAAAAAGUUGGGAAUUUUACAAAAUGGUAAUAAGCGGAACCCCAUAUCUCUAAAAGGAAUUAAUGUUUUAUUAUUUAAUACUUGUGCGAUUGAUUCGAUUAUACAUGUUCUAGCUGUAACUGGAAAAGAUGAUCCGCAGUUUCUAAAAUAUAUGAAAGAGAAUUCAAAUCAAACAAUGAAAUUUAUUUGUGAAUUUAUUGAUAAAGGACCAGUCACAUCAGUAUAUAAAAGUCGAACAGUGUUAUUAUCUCAGUUAUUUAAAGAUAGAAUUGUAGAAAAAAAUAAAGAAUCUGUUUUAUAUGCGAAUGAGAUAGAUAUGUGGUCUAGUAUUUUUGAUAUAUGGACAAGAUGUUUUCCUAAUUCUGCGUGUUUUAAUCACGAUUGUAGAAUAUGUGGCUUGCAUAAAGUACCUGUACCAAUGGUACAGGUAAACCAUAAAAUAUUAUGGGAAGGUGGAUAUAGUAAACUUGAAGAGUCGAUAUCUACAUUUGAUUCCAAGAUACGGUGUACAAAAUGCAAAUUAACUAUGAUUAAUCGGUCACUGUUAUUCAAUAGAUGUAUUUGCAUUGAACUAAAUGUUCAAAAAUUGAAAAGUGGGCCGUUAACAUGCAAACUAAGAGAUAUGCCUGCAAUUAUUCAAUUAAAUAAUUUUAAUUAUCGGUUGCGAGGAAUAAUAGAAUGUGAGGCAGGUCAUUUUAAAUCAUAUUGUAGAAGAGGCCAGAAUUAUUGGAGCUUAUAUGAUGAUAAAGCAACGACUGCAACAAAAGUUUUAUCUUCGAAAGAUGUAAAACCUGAUGCCGUUAUUUUUACAAGAAUUCUGUAA